Nannospalax galili (Upper Galilee mountains blind mole rat) is the source of this 5868-nucleotide messenger RNA. It is a transcript of the gene U2surp, whose product is annotated as U2 snRNP associated SURP domain containing. Bases 1517 to 4606 code for a protein of 1029 amino acids. Gene Ontology annotation, biological process: RNA processing. The record is from RefSeq and is a predicted model, not a curated record. Gene Ontology annotation, molecular function: RNA binding. The transcript has 28 exons. Lineage: Eukaryota; Metazoa; Chordata; Mammalia; Rodentia; Spalacidae. Gene Ontology annotation, cellular component: nucleus.
UCUUAGAGAUCCACCUGCCUCUACUUCAGGGUGCUGGGGUUAAAGGCCUGUACCACCAUGCCCACCUUCAAAAGUAUUUGAAAAAAUUUUGAAUUAGGGACAGCUCAUGAAUCCACCCUCCAGCUCUCACAUCAUAGCCUAUUUAACCCUUACUGCAUCCUCAGAACACAAUUCUAACUCCUUACCACACUAGUCACCUCAGCGACCACUGUGAACUUGUUCCCUCCACCUUUCCAAGCACAUUCCUCCCUCUACCUGCACUAGUAAAACUUGGCCACUUAUGGUGACCUGCACAGCAGGCCGUACCGACUCAUGCCACAAAGGUUUUACAACUACUCCGUCAGCUUAGGAAACCCUUUCCUUCCUUAUACCGCUUGGUUCUAGUAUGGCUUCCUCAAGCAAGCUUUCCUUUGAAUUUAGAGCCUGGUUAAGAACUCUUAAAAUUAAACAGUACUAAAGUGUAAAACACAAUUUUAAGAAUGACAUGCCUGUGGUGGCACCUCUAAUCCCAGCACUUAGGAGGCAGAAGCACGUGAUUCUCUGAGUUCUAGGCCAGCCGGGGCUAUAGCGAGAUCUGUCUCCAAACAAUAAAAAGACAAGUACAUAAAAGCAAAACACAAACUAAAGAAAAAGCAAGGGCAUGGUGGCUCAAGACUGCAGUGGGCUACAUGAGAUCGUAUUUCCGAAAAAACCAGACACCGACAGCGAGAUGGCUGAGAGGGUAAAGGCGAUUGCUGCGUAAACCUGACGUAAGCUCGAUCACUGGAUCCCACUGUGAAAGGCAAGAAUCGACUUCUGCAAGUUGUCCUCCGACUUCCUCACCGGUGCCAUAGCAAUACAUUUUAAAAUGUACAAUUUCUGCGUGUGCUCGAUCUAGAACACCGUCUGUAUUUGCGAUGUCUCUCUCCUUCACUGUAUCACGUGCAGACUUCCUACACAGUUUCUAUGGAAUCGCCCUCAGGUUGGGCCAAUGUUCUCUUUCUCAGCUCUGCAGACACACUCACGUAUCUGAAUGCUCACCAACUUAACGUAAGCACAGUGAAAAUUCGCUUUCCCUACGGGGUCUGAGCUCCCGAGGGGGCGUGACGCACACAAGAGUCUUCUGUGGGUCAGAACCCAUUUUCCGAGCAGUUCUUCCCGGGGCCAAGUGUAGGUCUAGAAGAGCUGCUCCUUUGCCCGCGGGGGAAGCACAAGCUGCUUCCAUGUACCAGGGGUUAGCGCUGGGGAAAAAAAGACGGAAUUUCCAGUUCGCUUUGAAAGUCGGGUCAAGGAGAUUGUCUAAAGUCCCCCACGCAAAACGUGACCGGGAACUGCGACUCCCCGGAAGACGAAGGGAGUGGGCGGGGCCGAGGAAAUGACUGACAGCGGAAGUAACCAGGCGGCGCAGUCUGAGUUCUCUAUGUCGGCAUUUGACUAGACAGCCUGGCUGGCCCAAGGCCGCUCGGCGGACAUCGGCCCUCUCGGUGCUCGACUCACCCGCGCUGCUGUCGCUGCUGAAGGAGGAGCAAAGCUCAAGAUGGCGGACAAAACGCCAGGCGGAUCUCAGAAGGCCAGUUCAAAGACCAGAUCAUCAGAUGUUCAUUCAUCUGGAUCUUCAGAUGCACAUAUGGAUGCAUCUGGACCCUCAGAUAGUGAUAUGCCAAGUCGGACACGACCUAAAAGCCCAAGAAAACAUAAUUAUAGGAAUGAAAGUGCCCGUGAAAGCCUUUGUGAUUCUCCUCAUCAGAAUCUCUCAAGACCUCUUCUAGAGAACAAACUUAAAGCAUUCAGUAUUGGAAAAAUGAGCACAGCAAAGCGAACUUUGAGUAAGAAGGAACAAGAGGAAUUAAAGAAAAAGGAGGAUGAAAAGGCUGCUGCUGAAAUUUAUGAGGAAUUUCUUGCUGCUUUUGAAGGAAGUGAUGGUAAUAAGGUGAAAACAUUUGUUCGAGGAGGGGUUGUUAAUGCAGCUAAAGAUGAACAUGAAACAGAUGAAAAACGAGGUAAAAUCUAUAAGCCAUCUUCAAGAUUUGCAGAUCAGAAAAACCCUCCAAAUCAGUCAUCCAAUGAAAGACCGCCAUCUCUUCUUGUGAUAGAAACGAAAAAACCUCCACUGAAGAAGGGGGAGAAAGAAAAGAAAAAAAGCAAUUUGGAACUCUUCAAAGAAGAAUUAAAACAAAUUCAAGAAGAACGUGAUGAGAGACAUAAAACAAAGGGCAGAUUAAGUCGAUUUGAGCCUCCUCAGUCAGAUUCUGAUGGGCAGCGUCGUUCUAUGGACGUGCCUUCAAGAAGAAAUAGAUCAUCUGGUGUUCUUGAUGAUUAUGCACCUGGCUCACAUGAUGUAGGUGAUCCAAGUACUACUAAUUUAUACCUUGGAAACAUUAACCCACAGAUGAAUGAAGAAAUGCUGUGCCAAGAAUUUGGAAGAUUUGGACCAUUAGCUAGUGUAAAAAUUAUGUGGCCUAGAACUGACGAAGAAAGAGCAAGAGAAAGAAAUUGUGGCUUUGUGGCCUUUAUGAAUAGAAGAGAUGCUGAAAGAGCUUUAAAAAAUUUAAAUGGAAAAAUGAUAAUGUCGUUUGAAAUGAAGUUAGGUUGGGGUAAAGCUGUACCUAUUCCUCCACAUCCAAUAUACAUUCCGCCUUCUAUGAUGGAACAUACGCUUCCCCCUCCUCCGUCCGGACUGCCUUUUAAUGCUCAGCCUAGAGAGCGAUUAAAAAACCCCAAUGCUCCCAUGUUACCACCACCUAAAAACAAGGAGGACUUUGAGAAGACUCUGUCGCAAGCCAUAGUCAAAGUGGUUAUCCCAACAGAAAGGAAUUUACUCGCCCUGAUACACCGAAUGAUAGAGUUUGUUGUACGUGAAGGGCCGAUGUUUGAAGCUAUGAUUAUGAACAGAGAAAUUAACAAUCCUAUGUUCAGGUUCUUAUUUGAAAACCAGACACCAGCCCAUGUUUACUACAGGUGGAAACUUUAUUCUAUUCUGCAGGGAGAUUCUCCAACUAAAUGGCGGACAGAAGAUUUUCGUAUGUUCAAAAAUGGAUCAUUUUGGAGGCCCCCACCAUUAAAUCCCUACCUACAUGGAAUGUCAGAAGAGCAAGAAACAGAAGCUUUUGUAGAGGAGCCUAGUAAAAAGGGCGCUCUCAAGGAAGAACAGAGGGACAAAUUAGAAGAAAUCUUGCGAGGAUUAACUCCAAGAAAAAAUGAUAUUGGCGAUGCCAUGGUUUUCUGUCUUAAUAAUGCUGAAGCUGCUGAAGAAAUAGUGGAUUGCAUUACUGAGUCAUUGUCUAUCCUAAAGACUCCUCUUCCCAAAAAGAUUGCCAGAUUAUAUUUGGUUUCUGAUGUUUUAUACAACUCUUCAGCCAAAGUUGCCAAUGCUUCCUAUUACAGAAAAUUUUUUGAAACAAAGCUUUGUCAGAUAUUUUCAGACCUCAAUGCUACCUAUCGUACAAUUCAAGGCCAUUUACAAUCUGAAAAUUUUAAGCAACGGGUAAUGACCUGCUUCAGAGCAUGGGAAGACUGGGCAAUCUAUCCAGAACCAUUUUUGAUCAAACUACAAAAUAUUUUCUUAGGACUUGUAAAUAUUAUUGAAGAAAAGGAAACAGAGGAUGUACCAGAUGACCUCGAUGGUGCCCCCAUUGAGGAAGAGCUUGAUGGUGCACCUCUGGAAGAUGUGGAUGGAAUUCCCAUUGAUGCUACUCCCAUUGAUGAUCUCGAUGGAGUCCCUAUAAAAAGUCUUGAUGAUGAUCUAGAUGGAGUGCCUUUGGAUGCAGCUGAAGACUCAAAGAAGAAUGAGCCUAUAUUUAAAGUUGCCCCAUCAAAAUGGGAGGCUGUAGAUGAGUCUGAAUUGGAAGCACAAGCUGUGACAACUUCUAAAUGGGAGUUAUUUGACCAGCAUGAAGAAUCUGAAGAAGAAGAAAAUCAAAAUCAAGAAGAAGAAAGUGAAGAUGAAGAAGAUACUCAGAGUUCCAAAUCUGAAGAACAUCAUCUGUAUUCUAAUCCAAUCAAAGAAGAAAUGACUGAGUCCAAGUUUUCCAAGUACUCUGAAAUGAGUGAAGAAAAACGAGCUAAACUUCGAGAAAUUGAGCUCAAAGUUAUGAAGUUUCAGGAUGAAUUGGAAUCUGGAAAAAGACCUAAAAAACCAGGCCAGAGUUUCCAAGAGCAAGUGGAACACUACAGAGAUAAACUUCUCCAGCGGGAGAAGGAGAAAGAGUUAGAACGAGAACGAGAACGAGACAAGAAGGAUAAAGAAAAAUUGGAAUCCCGAUCCAAAGACAAGAAGGAAAAAGAUGAGUGUACUCCAACAAGGAAAGAAAGGAAAAGACGACACAGCACAUCUCCCAGCCCCUCUCGCAGUAGCAGUGGUAGACGAGUGAAAUCCCCAUCACCCAAAUCGGAGCGAUCGGAGCGUUCAGAAAGAUCUCAUAAAGAAAGUUCCCGGUCCAGGUCAUCUCACAAAGAUUCUCCUAGAGAUGCUAGCAAAAAAACCAAAAGGUCACCAUCUGGUUCAAGGACACCUAAAAGGUCUAGGCGAUCGCGGUCUAGAUCCCCUAAAAAGUCAGGGAAGAAAUCCAGGUCCCAGUCCCGAUCUCCACACAGGUCGCAUAAAAAGUCAAAGAAAAACAAACACUGACAUAUGUUUUUAAGAUGCUGUCACUUAUUGGAGAUGCAAUUUUGUUUUGUGCCUGAAUUGUCUGGUUUUUAUUUUGUUUUCUUUUGUUUUGUUUUUAAUAAAAAAAAACCACACACACAAAAACACAAAAAAAUAUCUAAUGAAAGAGCAUUCCUGGGGUUUUUUGUUUGUUUGUGAAUGCAUGUGUACACUCAUGAGUAACUGCAUCUGUAGACCUGUCAUUGUUUUAUAUUGUAUAAAUUACUUUUGUUGUGGCUGUUUAUCAAGAUGAAAUUUUUAUUGUGCUAAUGAAUUUCAUCAGAACUGUGUACAAUGGAUCUGCUGGCAGUAGUAUAGUAUUUUGUUUUAGGAUGUUGUGACUUAGACAGAUAAUACAGAUGUCUUCCCCCUUUUGUAGCUUUGACAAUUUGAAUUAGAUUUCAAAUAAAAUCUGAACAGAAAACUAUAAUGUUGUUUUUUUGCCCAAUUGGUGAUAGCAAGUCUACUUAAUGAAUUUGGCACUACUGCUGUUUCUUAUGCCUAAUGCACUUUACAAGCUCCAACGUUCAAGUAGCUAAUGUUUUAUAUUUACUAAGAUGACUAUCAAAAAUUAAGGAACCUGUGAUUCCUGUGUAGUAAGUUUUCCUUAUCCAUUUCAUUAAGAAGGUUCUCUUGGAUAGUACUUAAACCUAGAGAUCAAAAGACUUAAGUGGAUAUGGUGUGGUAUUUUGUUAAUGUAAUGCCUGCUUAAAAUACUUCUCUUUUUUCAAAGAAGCAAUAUGAUUUCAAAACACUCAGCCCAUGUUCUGAGCAAUUACAUAUUUUCAGGGGAAAAUUAAAUAUCUUUUAAUUUUUAUCUUCUAUCAUGAAACAUGUUUAUUUAUAAGAGGUUUUAUAACAAGAUUUGCCAUAGAAUUAUUUUGUAUACUAGUUGCCCUUUUUAUAAUUGUCUGUAGGCUGUCUUUGAAACACUGGUAUCACAGUAUCUCCACAAGUUUGUUUGAAACACCUUACGUUUAAAUUUUUCCUUUUUUUGUGAUUUGGUUUGAGGUGCAGCUUUAAAUAAAAACUUAAAAAUAAAAUGGUUCUCAGGCAAUUUUAACACCCAGUGGUUUGUAAAUUCAAGGUGCAAAAAGUUGUCUUAAACCAUUUGCAGAGUUGAAGUCUAUUAUAAGCAAGAGUAAAAUUGCUGCAGUCUGAGGAAGAAAUGAGAAAACUUGUAUAAUGUUAAUCAAAAUAUUGCAAUGAAAUAUAAUAAAGGGUUACAUAGACUUGAACUGACA